AUGCAACACGAAAAUGAGAGCUUCGUCCAGCGUAGCAGCCACGUUCGCUUCCAACAGAAUGCCAGCGAUCGGCUUUCCAGGCAUCUUGUCCUCGCAGUAGUUGGUUCCUGGAAAAGCUGCAGCCGAAGAGGCUCAGCCAGCAAGGAGGUGGACCGGAAGGCACGUGAAACAGCGAUUUGCGUGACAGGAAUCGAUCAUCUUUCCAGCAAAUUGGCGUCGGACGUCGCAGUUUCCGCCAUUCUGAUGCAAAUCAACGAGGCUGCAAAUGUCGACGGCGCCUCACGCUGCGUCGUGAUUUAG
Peronospora matthiolae is the source of this 300-nucleotide messenger RNA. Lineage: Eukaryota; Oomycota; Peronosporomycetes; Peronosporales; Peronosporaceae. The record is from the annotation of a GenBank genome assembly.